AUGGCUGGCACAGACUCAGUUGACUUGAGAGAUAGGAGUGGUUGGAUAAGAGCUCGUUAUUCCCGUUUGGGUGUUGCAUGUGUGGUAGCACUCACUCUAUUCACUGACAUGUUGGUCUAUGGCGUGGUCAUUCCUUGUCUGCCUAUCCUUGUCAUUGAUAGAUUGGAAGGCGAUUCUACAAUGGUUGGGUUCUUGUUUGGCUGUUAUGCAUUUGGUCUAUUAUUGGCAACUCCUGUAUUUGCCAUUUUGUCAGACCGCUAUCAAAAUAGAAGAUAUCCCAUGAUGGGCGGCAUGUUGGGUUUGGUGAUUUCUACAUUAGCAUUCGCCAUGGCAGAUACAUAUGCAUUGUUGGUAUUGGCUCGUGUGGCUCAAGGGGUAGCGGGUGGUGCUUCAUGGACCAUUGGCCUUGGUUUGCUGGCAGAUGUAUUUCCAACAAAGAAAUUGGGCGCUGUCAUGGGCACAGUCUUAACAGCACACACAGUUGGAUUUGCAUUGGGCCCUGGUAUUGGAGGAGCUUUGUAUGAAUACGGAGGCAUGGAAGCACCCUUCUUCUUUUGCGCUGGAUUUGCUGUACUCAACUUUUUAGCUAUCCUCUGGUUAGCGGAACCCAAGCACAACCACAUUGAAGAGACACAGGAUCAUGUUUCGCGAGCACAAGAAGAGAUUGAUGAGACAACGCCCUUGGUGAACAGCUGCAAUAGAGCAACAGACAAGAAGCCAUUGACCAUGAUUGAUCUCUUGAAGAACUGGCGAAUCUUGUCAUGCGUUUUGUGUGUUACAGUCAGUGCAUCUGUUUUCGCUGGUAUUGAGCCUGCGUUACCUAUUCAUUUGCAGCAAACAUUCAGUGCGUCUGCAUCUACUAUUGGUUUGAUCUUUGUCGCCAUGGUUGUCCCUGCUUUUCUCGCUCCUUUGAUCGGCCAUCUCUCGGACAAGAUGGGUAGACAAGUGAUCUCAGCCACUGGUAUGAUUAUGAUGGCCGUUGCUUCACCAUUAGUGGCACUCCAUUAUACCUCCAUCUAUUGGAUCAUACCUCCUCUUAUGGUGUUUGGUCUCUCUAGUCCCGUUACAUUGACUCCUGUUUUACCUGAGAUGGGUGAAACUGUGAACGAGAUGGGCGGUGCAGCAUAUGCUCAAGUUUACGCAUUAUACAAUAUGGCUUAUUCCAUUGGUAUGUUUAUUGGUCCUGUAGUUGCUGGUUUGAUCAUGUCUGCUGCUGGUUUCGAGACAUUGAUGAUUGUAUUUGGAGCAUCGCUCAUUAUUUGUAGUCCCAUCAUGAUGAAUUGGGGUGCUGUAUAUAGAAAAACAGCAGCAUUCUUUCAUCGCAAUUAA
Messenger RNA from Mucor velutinosus, 1329 nucleotides. RefSeq lists its product as uncharacterized. Bases 1 to 1329 code for a protein of 442 amino acids. The record is from RefSeq and is a predicted model, not a curated record. The transcript is spliced from 7 exons. Gene Ontology annotation, molecular function: transmembrane transporter activity. Gene Ontology annotation, biological process: transmembrane transport. Lineage: Eukaryota; Fungi; Mucoromycota; Mucoromycetes; Mucorales; Mucoraceae.